CGGCUGACCGGCACAGGGGAACCUUGACCACCACCAACCCCCGCAGCCGCUCCCCGGCGCAGUGCAGCGCACCUCCCACGUUCCAGCCGGAUAAACAAUCAGCCCAAUCAAUCACCGGCGGCUCCGCUCAACGAUCCCUAGAUUACUUCGCCUUCGCCACCAGAAGCCAGGAACCUCGAAGCGGACAGCGAGAGGAGCCCCGCCGGUCGAUCCAGAGGAGAUGGGCUCCUGCGAGAUGACGGCCACGGAGGUAGCGGCGCUGCUGGAUCUGAAGCCGCACCCGGAGGGCGGCUUCUACGCCGAGACCUUCCGCGACUCCUCCGUCUCCCUCAGCACCGCCCAGCUCCCGCCGCAGUACAAGGUCGGUCGUGCUGUGAGCACUGCUAUCUAUUUCUUGCUUCCUUCAGGGAGUGUUUCACAUCUGCAUCGUAUUCCUUGCGCUGAAACCUGGCAUUUCUACAAGGGAGAGCCUCUCACGGUAUUUGAGCUACACGACGAUGGCCACAUUGACCUCACCGUAAUUGGUCCGCACCUAGAUGCUGGGCAGCGCCCCCAGUACACCGUGCCACCAAAUGUGUGGUUUGGAUCUUUCCCUACGUUGGAUGUUGAGUCGUUUGCAUCCGAUGGCAGCCAUCUUGUGAACUCUCGGAAGCGAGACCCCGAGAAGCACUACUCCCUUGCUGGCUGCACCUGUGCCCCUGGCUUUGAGUAUGAAGAUUUUGAAAUGGCCUCUUUUGAUGAUGUGAAAUCUAUUGCCCCGAAGGCAGAACCCUUCCUCAAUUACCUUAUUCCUUCCAAGAAGUAAGAACGAUCAGAGAUGUUCAUAUUGCUUGCAGGCAGUCUAUUAUGGCAUUAUCGGGCCUUCCUGUAUUGGCUUUGGAUGCCAUUUUCUGUGAUUGCACGAGGUCUGUAUUUUAGUCUUGUCACUCUGAAAGAGCACUCUUGUGCUGGUGCUGGUGCCUGGUUGUAACAUUUUAUGUACCACAAUUAGUGGAAUAAAGUUUGAGCUUGCUUGUGUAGUUAUCCUUUGUCAAACACUCACUCGUUUCGUCGUCCAAAAAGUUUGUUUCAUUCA
Molecule: messenger RNA, 1075 nt
Organism: Triticum dicoccoides
Lineage: Eukaryota; Viridiplantae; Streptophyta; Magnoliopsida; Poales; Poaceae
Exons: 3
Coding region: 221-805 (194 amino acids)
Cellular component (GO): intracellular anatomical structure
Source: RefSeq, a predicted model, not a curated record